CCACCCACCUGACUCCUGAGACCCUCAGCAGUGGAUUUCCCACUCUCUUUUUCGAAAUCUGUGCUGUGUGUUUCUAUCUUUAUGGUAUAGAUCAACUAGCUCUGUCCAAGAGGAAUAUGAUGCUGCAUAUAUAAGUUAAAUACUUCUAGGAGCCACGUUGAAAAAGUAAAAAGAAAUAAGUGAAACCGAUUCAUAUAUUUUAUUCAGCCUCACAUUUCUAAUGUAUUUGCACGUGUAAUCAACAUAAAAGCUAUUAAUGGGAUAUUUUGCUCUUUUUUUUUUUUUUUUUUUUCCCAUACUAACUUUUGCAGCCUGGUGUGUGUUCUCCGUUUACAGCACGGGUCAGUCGGGACUGGCCACCGCUCAGGCAGCCACAGCCACGGUGGCUGGGGUCCCGCUGCAGUGGCCAGUGCAGACCUGGGUUCAGGCUCUUCAGCCCCCCCAGCUGGGUGACCUGGGGGGUGUCACCUGAGCCUUCUGGGUUAUGACCACCUCCUGGGUGCCUCCCAGGUUGCCGGAGUGAAUGAGUGUUUUCACGCACCCUUAGGAGAGCCGCACAGAUGCCAGCCUCUUUCCCUUUCUCGCCUCUGUGCAAGCUGUGCCCCCGGCCACCUUGUCCUUCCCGUGUCUCUUUGUUUCGGUCAGUCCCUUUCAGGCCCCUUUGAGGACCCCUCCCUCCUCCACCAGGCCGGGUCUCCAUCCUGGGAACAAGUAGCAUUCCCAGCCAAUUACGGCCUCCCCUCCUCCCCUUGAGAACCCCCUGAGGGCACAGGCAGCAGGUGAGGAGGGCCAGGCCCAGCUCUGGCGCUUAUCAGGGGGGUGGAAGGGAAGGAGCCCAGGGCUACCCCUGCACACAUCUCCUCGUGUGGAUGGGGAUGCUGGAGGCCAGAGAGCACAGGUGCUCACCCAAGCUCCCGCAGCCGAGAGGAGCGGGACCAGGACCCCCCAGGACACUGCUGUCUCCGUGCAGGCAGGGGUGCCUGGCCCUGUUGCUGGCCAGGGCACGAGGCCUCUGAGCAGAGGCUGCUACAGCUUCCCCCGCUCCCAUGGCUGGAGCCCAGUCAUGGCUGCCAGCUCAGGGGAAAGGUGAGGGCUCGGGCACCGUCUCCUCCGAUCUGCUUCCUGGUGCCGGAGCUCCAUCGGCCCCCGGGCCCCCACUCUUCCAUCUGUGAAAUGGGAGCAGGACGGAGGCUGGAGCCAGGCCCAGCAGGAAGAAAAUGGAGAAUGGCUGUUGGGAGCUGAGACCCCUCCCCAGCUUCUCUGGGGCACCUGUGCCUUCCUGAGCUCUUUCCCUUUGAUCCAGCUGGUGGCACUGGGCGGGGCAGAGCCCGGUGAGGAGAGGCAGAGCCCUGCCCUGGGGGAGCCCUUUUCUGCCAAAGAAGCCGAGACCAGUAUCCAUGGCAACUGCUCACUAACACAAAGCCGGGGAGAGCAGAGCACAGGGACCGGGUGGGAACACAGGCCCGGCAGGCCUGGGGGUUCCCCGCAUACCUGAGCUGGCUGCAGGAGGGGGCUGCCUGCCUGGGGCUCUUGGCUCUUCUGGUGUCCGCCUGGUUGAGUCUGUCCGCCCAGGGCCUGUCACAGGGUCACCUGGGUGGGUGGAGGCCACGUCAAGCUCCCAGCUCUGUGGCUACCUUGGUGGAUGCGGAUGGCCAACAGCAGCCCUGCCCCGCCCCCUCCAGUGGCCUUGUCCCCUUGGGUGGCCCUGCCCUGGCCACUGCAGUGUCAGCACCACUUCGGUCCUGCCGGGUGGGCGGGGCGUCCAGGGCCGCCUUCCAAGGUGGCUGUCUGGCAGGUCAGCGCCCAGGUGAGAGGCCCGACCGGCCUGGAGAGCCAGCGCCCUAAUGACAAACCACCGGCUGCCCGUCUCUGCAGGCGUCCUUCUGGACAUCCAGCAGCAGUUUGGGGUCAAGGACCGAGGCGCCGGCUUGCUGCAGUCAGUGUUCAUCUGCAGUUUCAUGGUGGCCGCCCCCAUCUUCGGCUAUCUGGGUGACCGCUUCAACAGGAAAGUGAUCCUCAGCUGCGGUGUCUUCUUCUGGUCGGCGGUCACCUUCUCCAGCUCCUUCAUCCCCCGGCAGCACUUCUGGCUGCUGGUCCUGUCACGGGGGCUGGUGGGCAUCGGCGAGGCCAGCUACUCCACCAUCGCGCCCACCAUCAUCGGCGACCUCUUCACCAAGAACACGCGCACGCUCAUGCUGUCCGUCUUCUACUUUGCCAUCCCGCUGGGCAGCGGCCUGGGCUACAUCACGGGCUCCAGCGUGAAGCAGGCGGCUGGAGACUGGCGCUGGGCCUUGCGGGUGUCCCCCAUCGUGGGCAUGAUCACAGGAACACUCAUCCUGAUCCUGGUCCCGGCCACCAAGAGAGGCCACGCUGACCAGCUUGGGGGGCAGCUCAAGGUGCGGACCUCGUGGCUCCGAGACAUGAAGGCCCUGAUCCGCAACCGCAGCUACGUCUUCUCCUCCCUGGCCACGUCGGCCGUGUCCUUCGCCACAGGGGCCCUGGGCAUGUGGAUCCCGCUGUACUUGCACCGAGCUCAGGUCGUGCAGAAGACGGCAGACACGUGCAGCAGCCCGCCGUGCGGGGCCAAAGACAGCCUCAUCUUCGGGGCCAUCACCUGCUUCACUGGCUUCCUGGGUGUCGUCACGGGGGCGGGAGCCACGCGAUGGUGCCGCCUGCGGACCCAGAGGGCCGACCCCCUGGUGUGUGCCGUGGGCAUGCUGGGCUCCGCCAUCUUUGUCUGCCUCAUCUUCGUGGCUGCCAAGAGCAGCAUCGUGGGUGCCUACGUCUGCAUCUUUGUUGGGGAGACGCUGCUGUUCUCUAACUGGGCCAUCACCGCGGACAUCCUCAUGUACGUGGUCAUCCCCACGAGACGGGCCACGGCUGUGGCCCUGCAGAGCUUCACGUCGCACCUGCUGGGGGACGCCGGGAGCCCCUACCUCAUUGGCUUUAUCUCCGACCUGAUCCGCCAGAGCACCAAGGACUCCCCGCUCUGGGAGUUCCUGAGCCUGGGCUACGCCCUCAUGCUCUGCCCCUUCGUGGUGGUCCUGGGCGGCAUGUUCUUCCUGGCCACGGCCCUCUUCUUCCUGGGCGACCGCGCCAAGGCCGAGCAGCAGGCUCUCCCACCUUCCCCUGGGGCUGACGAGGUCCCUGCCCGGCACGUCCGGCCAGCCGGCCCCCGAGAUGCGAUGCGCCAGAGCAGUGCCCGGGCCCGGCCGCAGCUGAUCCGCCACCUUGACCCCCGCCCGUCUCUCCCCCAGGGUGAACCAGCUGGUGAUGCCACCCGCACCCGUCAAAGUCUGAGGCCGUGCCCCCAGGAUGGCGAAGAGACCGUGCCGUCGCCCUAUCUGGGAGGCGUCCCAGGGCAUCCCGGCCCUGCCGGGCUGACGCGAAGCUUUCUAUGUGACCCGAGGCUGGGCACCCACCCUCUCUGGUGCGGGCCUGCCGAGUGGCCGUGGCACCAAGAGGCCGCGUCCUCAACUGACGUGGAAGGCUGCGUGUGGGGGAGCCGCACGGACGGACAGACUCCCAGCCGCUGGGGCCCAGGGAGGACGCAGCCCCCAGCGCGUGUGUGGGGAGAGCCUGGGGCGUCACCACCUUACAUGGUCCUGGGCGGCUGGACUUUCCCACGGGACAGCUUUGGAGACCCUGGACUGCACAGAGAAGGGGCGGCCCAGGCCUCGGGGCGGAGCUUCAGGCUCUGACCUCGGGGGUGCUGCUGGGCACUGGGCACGACCCUCCGGAGGACACUGGUCCCUGCCGCCGGGGCUGGCGCUCAGCCUGGCGGUCUCCUAGGUGAGGGCCACCCAGGCGGGGACCCGACCGCACACCCUGUGCCCACGGUGCCCAGGGCACCUCCACUCCCACCGCCCUCCCCCCCCCCCCCCCGCCACGUGCACUUGCACACCCCUGCCCCCGCUCCACACACGCUCCCCGCACACUGGCUGGAAUCAAAGUGGCGGGUAGGAGACCCCAAGAGCCAGCCUAGGCGACGCUUUGCCCCGUAGUUUCCGCCGGCGUGGCUUCAGUGUGUGCAAGCUAGCAGGCACCUGCUCCUCACCCAGCUCUGGGGUACCUGCGAGGGGGUGGGACCCCCCAAAGACCAGCCUGGCCGCCUCCCACCCCAGCCUCAACCGGGGCCCCAGCGAUGUUUUCUUGUUGUACAAGAACCAGGUCCAAGUUCGCCUCCUCUUCCUUCCGGAAGCCAAACUCCUCCUUUAUUUUUUAGAGCUGCUGAUUGUGAAUCUCAGAGUCUUAAGAGAAAAACCAAAUAUAUUCCUCUUGUAAAUGAAGGAAUAAACCUAUUUAAAUCAUG
Molecule: messenger RNA, 4312 nt
Organism: Acinonyx jubatus (cheetah)
Lineage: Eukaryota; Metazoa; Chordata; Mammalia; Carnivora; Felidae
Gene: SPNS2
Product: SPNS lysolipid transporter 2, sphingosine-1-phosphate
Exons: 13
Coding region: 1845-3701 (618 amino acids)
Biological process (GO): lipid transport; sphingosine-1-phosphate receptor signaling pathway; transmembrane transport
Cellular component (GO): membrane
Molecular function (GO): sphingolipid intramembrane carrier activity; transmembrane transporter activity
Source: RefSeq, a predicted model, not a curated record